GGGGAGGGAGGAGAGAGGAGACUUCAUGAAGGACUACAGAGCUCUUAUUCUGCGCAAAAAAAAAAAAAUGACCCGGGUAAAUUUUCUCGCGUCCGUUUGGGAAUCAUGAAGUAUCCUUAGUGGAAGUUUUUUUUUUCUUUUUCUUUUCCUUUUUUUUUUUUUUUUUUUUUUUAAAUUUGUCAACGAACAGGAAAAAGGAGGCUCUGAAGUGGAGUAGUGGAGACGCUCCUCCGAGUUUGUACCGUACGCAGGGACCACACUGUUGGCUGGAUCACCGAGAAAAGGACGGGUUCAGCAGAAAAAAAAAAAAGAAGACCGGAGAAGAAGUUUGUGCAGGAUGCAGGGGGUUUCAGCCACUGACCUCCCCCCGUCCCCUCUACAGUACCAGUGUGGGUCCUCGGACUACCUGUGUUCACCGCGGUCAGUAACGAAAGGUCUCACCCCCAGACCAUGUCACGACAGGCCAGCCAUCAAACCCCGGCCCCAGCUCACCACCUCACCCAAAUCACCAAUCGCACAGAAACCUCAAGUGCCCCCUAAACCUGCACAUCUGCUGGCUCUUGGGCAAGACAAGAAACCGAAAAGGAUCCCCCCGGCACCUUCUAGACCCCUGCCAGCGCCGCCUCCUCCUCCUAAACCAAAGCCUGUUCUAACCCCUCCUGUCCUGGGAGCAGAGCCACAGAGAGAGGCCCAGAAGGUGGGGCUGCUCAUCGAGAGGUUUGAAAACUCAAGGGUUCCCAUCCUGGGGGUGCUCCCACGGUCUCAGCUGCACCUGUGUCUGAGGAUGGACACUGUGAAUGACAUCACUUCCUCCUGCAGCCAGGACGCCACGGUAAAGGUAGCAGGAGACUCCUCCCCUGUGGACAAACUUGCACUCGGCACAUCUGAUCGGACCGACGAGGUGCCUGAACUCUCCCGUCUGGCCUCUGUGCACAUCAGCGGCUCGGACGAUGCUCCGUUGGACACUGAGGUCAACAUCGCACACAGUGUUGGUUGCCUUGACGAUGUGGAGCAGGAGGACGGCUCCUCCCAUGAGCUCCUGGACAAUCCGGACACAUCGGAGCAGAACGGGAAGAUCCCUAACCGGGACAGUGGCAUCGACAGCCCGUCAUGCGCCGCCGAAGGGGAGGUGUUCCCUAAUGAGGACGCCAUUGAUGAAGAGGACCAUUAUGAUAGCGUCACGGAAACAGAAAGUGUGUCCUGCUGUGUUACCCUGGGCAACAAGCGAGACUCAACUCAAGAUGAGGACAGUGACUUGGAUGAGGGGAGCAGUGGAGAGAUUCACUCUUUGACAGACACACAGAGUGUGUAUCUGACAGAUACACACUCAGAGGCACACAAAUGCUCAGAGGCUCAGAAGCUCCUGAACAUCGCCAAAGAGCUCCUCCACACUGAAGAGGCCUACGUCAAACGACUAAACCUCCUCGACCAGGUAUUUUGCACUAAGCUGACAGAGGCUGGAAUCCCUCAGGAUGUCAUUACAGGGAUCUUCUCCAACAUCUCCUCCAUCUACUGCUUCCACGACAAGUUUCUGCUCCCUGAGCUGAAAACUCGCAUUACUGGAGAAUGGGACACCAACCCUCGUAUCGGAGACAUCCUCCAGAAACUGGCUCCGUUCAUGAAGAUGUAUGGGGAAUAUGUGAAAAACUUUGACCGAGCCAUGGACUUGGUCAACACCUGGACACAGCGGUCGUCACAGUUCAAGAGUGUCGUUCAGAAUAUACAGAAACAGGAUGUGUGUGGGAACCUGACGUUGCAGCACCACAUGCUGGAACCGGUCCAGAGGAUUCCCAGAUAUGAACUGUUGCUCAAAGACUACCUGAAAAAACUGCCUGAUGAUGCUCUGGACCGAAAAGACGCAGAGAAGGCACUGGAGCUCAUCUCUACAGCAGCUAAUCACUCAAAUGCAGCAAUCAGGAAAAUGGAGAAGAUGCACAAACUGCUGGAAGUUUAUGAGCGACUUGGGGGGGAGGAAGACAUAGUUAAUCCAGCCAAUGAGCUCAUUAAAGAAGGACAUAUCAAGAAGAUGUCAGCCAAAAAUGGAACAGCACAAGAUCGAUACCUCUACUUGUUCAACAAUAUGGUGCUAUACUGUGUGCCUAAACUCAGACUGAUGGGACAGAAGUUCAGUGUCAGGGAGAGGAUUGACAUCGCUGGCAUGGAGGUGCAGGAAAAUGUGAAACAGAAUCUUCCUCACACGUUUGCCAUCAUUGGCAAGCAGCGUUCACUGGAGCUGCAAGCCAGGACAGCUGAAGAGAAGGAAGAUUGGAUUCAGGUGAUCCUGGCCACCAUUGAGCGGCACAAGCAAAACAGCGAAACAUUCAAUAAAGCAUUCAACAGCUCUUUCUCCAGAGAAGAUGACCACCUGCCUGACUCACCGGGUCCCUGGUGUAACACAUCCAUCGACUCAGAUGGCGAAAAACUGCAUGAAAGGAAGAGUUCCAAGAAAAAGGAGAAAGAAAAGCAGACGUGUAAAGGUUGCAACGAAAGCUUCAAUUUCACCAAACGCAAACACCACUGCAAAGCCUGCGGAGCGGCCAUCUGUGCAAAGUGUUCAAAGACCUUGGACAACAAAACGAGUCGAGUGUGCCCGGAGUGCUUUGAAGCCAGCCUUAGCCUGGAGAAUCUGGGCGUUAGUGAACAGAAACGAAAAGCUGCGCCUGAGAGGCAGACAUCUCUGACAGCGGAGAACUGCAUACUGUGUGGUCACCUCCAGGUACAGGAGAAAGGAAAGACCUGGACUAAGAUGUGGGUGGCUGUCACCAAAGCCGAGCCUCUGGUGCUCUAUGUGCAGAGCAGUGGACAGGACUCCAAGGGAGCGCGUGGGAUUCCUCUACCUGGUUUCGAGGUCAACCUGGUGCCAUCAGGGGAAAAGUCGGAGGCAAAACACGCUUUCCGACUCAGUCACACCCAGCAGACUUUGCUCCUAAGUGCCCAAGAUGCAGAACUGCAGUCUAAGUGGGUGGACAUCCUCUCAAAAGCUGCUCGUGGAGAAACACCCACAGAUGCAUCGACGAGCCUCACUGAACACAGGAAGAGCCAGUAGUGGCCACAGCGGAGUCACACCCCCUUCCUCCCCCUCUCCUGUGUAUAGAGCACAGAUUACUUGAAAUCACUUUACCUUGGCACUUUUUGUUGUUUUGUUAGUUUUUUUUUCUUUGUAAGGACCACUCAAUCCUUCCUAUGCCACUUCAGUCUUAUUUUAAUGACCACACAGAUACUUCUUGUCAUUAUCUUUCUCUGUUUCUAAACACACAAACAUAAGAUGGACCACCAUCACCACUGUAUGUGUGGUUAGGAUAUUUUAUUUUUCAGUGUUUUCACAGUCAAAGAAGAGCUUGUUUUAUUUGUAAUAUAGCUAAUGAAGGUUCCUGUAUUUCUUUUUUAAGAUGAAGUUUCCUCAACAUUAUGCGACUGUGUUGUGAAGCAUUAACUUGUGCGUGUCUUCAUUUGUGUGAAUGUGUAUAUGUGAGUGUGGGUUGAGUGGGAGUUCCCUCCCAUGUUUAUUAAGUAUUGAAUGUUAGUGUAAGAAACCUGCAACACCUCUCUGUUCUCUUCAUCCCUGCUGGGAACACAGUGGCAGUUCAGUGGGUAUUGUACAGUAUGUAUACUAUAGUGCGAUGUAAGGAAACAAAGAAAAAAGGCGUUUUAACUUAAAAUAAACAGAGAUGUGCACAUUUGUGGCUGGCCACCUGUUGCUCCCACUGUCAGCUCCCAUCUUACAGACCCCCUCCUCAUACUUGUCUUUCUUAUAUUGGUAAUAAUCCCCUCCCUUUUACUGUCUUUGGACUCUGAGACCUCUGAUCUAAGGCAGAAAGUGGUCUGAUUCACCACAUUUCCAAACUCUUAUUAUUGUGACUCACCCAGAUGAGAGUACAAAGCCAGAAUGAGAUCUUGUGGCCUCAUUUCUGACCCAAUGCUGCAGGUUCAGUUUCUCAGUAUCUCCACGUGUAUACAUGCUGAAAAAAAAUCCUUUCCAUGUAGUUUUCUCUCUCAGCAUAGCAACUGUUUGCCUGCUUCUUUCCCUUUGGUGAUGUGAUGGAAACCAAGUACUGUACUGUAAAACUGUUUAUUCUGCCUUCCCCCCUGUACCCUGCUCCUAUCAGCACCAGCCUUCAAGCAAAAGUAGCAAAAAACUCAUCAUUGGAUCUCUUUGUGCAUGUAAACUCACUCAUAUUUAUGUACCGUGCUAUGAAAUCUUGCAGAAUCCCCCUGUUCCCCUUUUUAAUGCUCCAGAAUUCAUUCUUGUCGUACUGUAAGUGAGCAGAGUCAACAUAGAGUGUUUAAAACAUGGACUGUGCGCGGUGGAAAAGCAGUCAAGCAUAUCAUCAAUAAACAGACCUUGUGGUUCAUUUAGGACCACGUUGUCUCUUCAUCUG
Molecule: messenger RNA, 4379 nt
Organism: Sphaeramia orbicularis (orbiculate cardinalfish)
Lineage: Eukaryota; Metazoa; Chordata; Actinopteri; Kurtiformes; Apogonidae
Gene: fgd
Product: faciogenital dysplasia
Biological process (GO): cytoskeleton organization; filopodium assembly
Cellular component (GO): cytoplasm
Molecular function (GO): metal ion binding; guanyl-nucleotide exchange factor activity
Source: RefSeq, a predicted model, not a curated record